AUGGAUUUAAUAUUGCUCGCUGGAAUCGCUACUGCCCUUCUCGUAGUCCUGAUUACCCUUUUAUUUCUUAACAAAAGCAAAUCGAAGAGUGAUGCGCCUCCUGCGGCACCAGCACCUGUCGAGGAGAAUGUUCCACGUCGUGCACAGGUGGUGCGAAAUCAAAGAAACCGUGCCAGAGUCGCCCAAAUAGCUGAACCCGCAGACGGCUCAGAAGAGGAAGAUACCAUACCCCAAGCGCAGCAUGAUUACGCUGGUGAAAAAAUCGGCGCAAAAAAGCGUGCCAAACUGGAAGCUAAAGCUCAAAAGAAGACCGAACGCGAGCAUGAACUACGGCUUCGCGAGGAACAAAAAAAGAGAGAUGCUCUGCUGGACGAGGAGCGCCGGAAACUGGCAGAAAAGGAAGAACAGGCGGAAAAGGAUCGUGAACAAGCGGAACGCCUGGCGAGAGAGGAGAAAGAGCGCAAGGAACAUGAAGAAUAUCUUAUGAUGAAGCAAGCAUUUAGCGUUGAAGAGGAAGGCUUCGAAGAGGAGGAUGCAGACGAGCAGCAAAAUAGUCUGCAAGAGUUCAUCAAAUUUAUUCAGGAAAACAAGGUCGUUGUGCUGGAAGAUUUGGCAGUACAGUUCAAGCUGAAAGUGCAAGCAGUUAUUGAUAGAAUCGGAGAGCUGCAAAAGGAGGAACGAAUUACCGGCGUGAUCGACGAUCGAGGAAAAUUCAUUUAUGUGUCACAAGAGGAGCUCAAAUCCGUAGCAAAGUUUAUCAAGCAGCGAGGCCGUAUCUCUAUAACGGAGCUGGCAGAAAACAGUAACCAGCUUAUACACCUGACCCCGAUUGUAGCUUCCGAAAGCGCCUAA
Anopheles marshallii is the source of this 852-nucleotide messenger RNA. It is a transcript of the gene Ddrgk1, whose product is annotated as DDRGK domain-containing protein 1. Lineage: Eukaryota; Metazoa; Arthropoda; Insecta; Diptera; Culicidae. The record is from RefSeq and is a predicted model, not a curated record. The transcript is spliced from 3 exons. The coding region runs from base 1 to 852 and encodes 283 amino acids.